Molecule: messenger RNA, 2757 nt
Organism: Zonotrichia leucophrys gambelii
Lineage: Eukaryota; Metazoa; Chordata; Aves; Passeriformes; Passerellidae
Gene: BCKDHA
Product: branched chain keto acid dehydrogenase E1 subunit alpha
Exons: 9
Coding region: 68-1342 (424 amino acids)
Biological process (GO): branched-chain amino acid catabolic process
Molecular function (GO): oxidoreductase activity, acting on the aldehyde or oxo group of donors, disulfide as acceptor
Source: RefSeq, a predicted model, not a curated record
CGCACCACCGCCCCCCCGGGCAGCCAAUCAGCGCGCGGCGCGGCGUUAGGCCACGCCCCCAGGGAAGAUGGCGGCGCUGCGGGCGCUGCGGUGGCGGCGGCGGCUCCCGGGGCUGGGCCCGAGGCGGCUCCUGGGGACCGGCUCCCCCGAGGAGCGGCCGCAGUUCCCCGGAGCCUCGGCCGAGUUCGCCGAGCGCCUCGAGUUCAUCCAGCCCCAGGUGCUGUCGGGGAUCCCGGUGUACCGGGUGAUGGACCGGCAGGGACAGGUGAUACGGAAAUCCGAGGAUCCUCAGCUGCCCAAGGAGCAGGUGCUGAAGCUCUACAAGACGAUGACGCUGCUCAACACCAUGGACAGGAUCCUGUACGAGUCCCAGCGACAGGGCCGGAUCUCGUUCUACAUGACCAACUACGGCGAGGAGGGGACGCACGUGGGCAGCGCCGCCGCCCUGGAGAGCAGCGACCUCGUGUUCGGGCAGUACCGCGAGGCAGGUGUGCUGCUGUACCGGGGUUAUCCCCUCGAGCUGUUCAUGGCCCAGUGCUACGGGAACGCGCGCGACCCCGGCAAGGGCCGGCAGAUGCCGGUGCACUACGGCUGCCGCGAGCGCCACUUCGUCACCAUCUCGUCCCCGCUGGCCACGCAGAUCCCGCAAGCGGUGGGCGCCGCCUACGCCAUCAAGCGGGCGGACGCGAGCCGCGCCGUCGUUUGCUAUUUUGGGGAGGGGGCUGCGAGCGAGGGCGACGCCCACGCCGGCUUCAACUUCGCCGCCACCCUCGAGUGCCCGAUCGUGUUCUUCUGCCGCAACAACGGCUACGCCAUCUCCACCCCGACCUCGGAGCAGUACCGGGGCGAUGGCAUCGCCGCCCGCGGGCCCGGCUAUGGUUUGCUCUCCAUCCGCGUCGACGGCAACGACGUCUUCGCCGUCUACAACGCCACGAGGGAGGCGCGGCGGCGCGCGGUGGCCGAGAACCAGCCCAUCCUCAUCGAGGCCAUGACCUACAGAAUCGGCCACCACAGCACGAGCGAUGACAGCUCCGCGUACCGCUCGGUGGACGAGGUGAAUUACUGGGACAAGCAGGACCACCCCAUCUCGCGCCUGCGCCACUUCCUGGGGCACCGCGGCUGGUGGGACGAGCAGCAGGAGAAGGAGUGGAGGAAAAGCUCCCGGAAAAUGGUGCUGGAGGCGUUCGAGCAGGCGGAGCGGGAGCCGAAGCCGCCGCCGCUGCUCCUUUUCAACGACGUUUACCUGGAGAUGCCGCCGAGGCUGCGGCGGCAGCGCCAGGAGCUGCAGCGCCACCUGGAGGCCUACGGGGAGCACUACCCGCUGCAGCACUUCCAGAAAUAGCCGCGCUUUUGGGGCGAAAAACCGCGAUUUUGGGCAAAAAUCCGAAUUUCCGCAAAUUUACCCCAAAAAUCUGUCCUGAAUCCAUCCCCAAACUCACCCGGAGGCCUACGGGGAGCACUGCCCGCUGCAGCACUUCCAGAAAUAGCCGCGCUUUUGGGGCGAAAAACCGCGAUUUUGGGCAAAAAUCCGAAUUUUCCCAAAUUUACCCCAAAAAUCUGUCCCAAAUUCCCCCCAAAACUCACCUGGAGGCCUACGGGGAGCACUGCCCGCUGCAGCACUUCCAGAAAUGACAAAAAACCCCGAAUUUUGGGGCGAAAAACCGCGAUUUUGGGCAAAAAUCCGAAUUUCCGCAAAUUUACCCCAAAAAUCUGUCCCCAAAACUCACCCGGAGGCCUACGGGGGGCACUGCCCGCUGCAGCACUUCCAGAAAUGAGAAAAAUCCCGAAUUUUGGGGCGAAAAACCGCGAUUUUGGGCAAAAAUCCGAAUUUUCCCAAAUUUACCCCAAAAAUCUGUCCCGAAUCUGCCCCAAACUCACCUGGAGGCCUACGGGGAGCACUGCCCGCUGCAGCACUUCCAGAAAUAGCCAAAAAACCCCGAAUUUUGGGGCGAAAAACGGCGAUUUUGGGCAAAAAUCCCAAUUUUCCCAAAUUUACCCCAAAAAUCUGCCCCGAAUCUGUCCCUGAACUCACCCGGAGGCCUACGGGGAGCAUUACCCGCUGCAGCACUUCCAGAAAUAGCGAAAAAACCCCGAAUUUUGGGGCAAAAAACAGCGAUUUUGGGCAAAAAUCCCAAUUUCCGCAAAUUUACCCCAAAAAUCUGUCCCGAAUCCAUCCCCAAACUCACCUGGAGGCCUACGGGGAGCACUGCCCGCUGCAGCACUUCCAGAAAUGACAAAAAACCCCGAAUUUUGGGGGAAAAAAACGGGAUUUGGGGAAAAAAUCCGAAAUUCUGGAAAAAUCCCAAAAUUCCUGCCAUUCCCCCAAAAAUGUGUCCCAAAUUCCCCCCAAAACUCACCCGGAGGCCUACGGGGAGCACUGCCCGCUGCAGCACUUCCAGAAAUAACCCAAAAUCCCGGGAAUUUGGGGAAAAAACGGAGAUUUUGGGAAAAAAAACGGGGAUUUUGGAAAAAUCCUGAAAUUCCGCAAAUUGACCUCAAAAUGUGCCCCAAAUCCGCCCCCAAACUCCCCUGGGAACAGAAACGGUUUUGGGAUUGGAUCCCUGGGAUCUGAGACCUCCGGGAAUGUCAGAAACACCCAAAAACCCCAAAAUCCGCGGAAAAUAAAGGAUUUGUUUCAGAAACACCCAAAAACCCAAAAUCCGCGGAAAAUAAAGGAUUUGUUUCAGAAACACCCAAAAACCCCAAAAUCCGCGGAAAAUAAAGGAUUUGUUUCAGAAACACCCAAAAACCCCAGAA